CACUCAUUCUUUCGAACCUUUACGAUGAGGGUCUCUUUUCAAAUUUACACAACUUUCCGAUGGUCCAUCAUCGCGAUCGAUGAGUAAUUGUUUUAGAAAAUAGUCUGCAAAGCAGUUGGCUCAUUCAUUUUGCUAUUUGCAUCUCUCUGUGCAAAGUAUUCAAAUUACAAUUUGAAAUAGAAGCGCGUACAUACGUACGUACGUAGGACAGUAAUUUACGAACUUGUACGAUUUGAUGAUUCCUUUCAUCGCAUUUUCGAAGCGAAAAGAGACAAGUGGAAAGUAAAAGACACACGUAAAUUUUUGAAUAUAUUUGAGGCACGAGUAAUCGUUAAAUUUUAGUUGCAAUUUCGUCUGGAGGAUCAUUUUCCACUUUCAAAGAGAAGAAAGAAAUAUUUCGUGGACAGUUAGUGUCGCGGUAAUGGGUCUGACGGAUACGAGUUUCGAGGUACUUUUGACCCUGUGGCGGGCUCUCGUCGUGGGAGUCGUGUGGACCGAAGAAGUCUGCGGUCACUGUAGCGGUGUCUUACCAAGCCACAGCAUCGUCGGUUUUACUCGUUAAUCGUUUUGGACAGGUUAUUUGGAAAGCGAGAGAUGUCGUCUAGAGUGGUGAAGAACCCUUUAAAGUUAAACGACGGGGUCGACAGCAGGGAGACUUGGUCCGGCAAGGUUGAUUUCCUGUUAUCUGUCAUUGGAUUCGCCGUUGACCUUGCCAACGUUUGGAGAUUUCCUUACUUAUGUUAUAAAAAUGGUGGAGGGGCGUUUCUCGUUCCAUAUUGUAUAAUGCUGGUGGUAGGAGGAAUUCCACUGUUUUACAUGGAGCUCGCUUUGGGCCAGUUCAAUCGGAAAGGCGCGAUCACCUGCUGGGGUCGUUUGGUGCCACUUUUAAAAGGUAUUGGAUAUGCAGUGGCACUAAUUGCAUUCUACGUUGAUUUCUACUACAACGUGAUCAUUGCCUGGGCACUGAGGUAUUUUUUCGCCUCGUUCUCCAGCCUUCUACCUUGGACCACUUGCGACAAUCCGUGGAACACGCCGCAUUGUCGAGCGUUCGACGCUAACAUUUCAUACACGUUUGAUAACAUACCUCUUGGCUCGUUCGAUACGACAGAGUCUGGCAAUUCCACCGUAACCGCGGGACAUUCAGACAAAAAUUCAAAUCAAGGCUACAACAACACGUGGUACACGAGCGCUGCUCAAGAAUAUUUCAAUCGUGCUAUUCUGGAACUUCACGAAAGCGAAGGUUUACACGAUCUUGGAAUAAUUAAAUGGGACAUUGCGUUGUGUCUGCUGGUGGUCUAUCUGAUUUGUUACUUCUCUUUGUGGAAGGGGAUUUCUACUUCUGGCAAGGUGGUUUGGUUCACGGCCCUAUUUCCUUAUGCUGUUUUACUGAUUCUACUUAUACGGGGUGUCACAUUGCCAGGAAGUCUGGAAGGAAUACGUUACUAUCUCAAUCCAAAUUUUUCUGCCAUCACAAAAGCUGAGGUUUGGGUGGAUGCCGCAACGCAGGUGUUCUUUUCUCUCGGGCCGGGUUUUGGCGUGCUCCUGGCUUAUGCCAGUUAUAACAAAUAUCACAACAACGUCUACAAGGACGCUUUAUUAACCAGCCUGAUAAACAGUGCAACAUCGUUCGUCGCUGGUUUUGUGAUUUUUUCUGUAUUAGGGUACAUGGCUCGAGCAAGUGGAAAGUCUAUUCAGGAUGUAGCGACUGAAGGACCCGGCCUAGUGUUUAUCGUUUAUCCUGCUGCUAUUGCAACUAUGCCUGGUUCGAUGUUUUGGGCGCUCAUUUUCUUUAUGAUGCUGCUUACACUGGGAUUGGAUAGCUCGUUUGGCGGCUCUGAAGCGAUAAUAACUGCUCUCAGCGACGAGUUCCUAAUUAUCGGGAAUAAUCGCGAAAUUUUCGUCGCUUUUCUUUUCACGCUGUAUUUCCUCGUUGGUUUAGCCUCAUGUUCCCAGGGUGGCUUUUAUUUUUUCCAUUUAUUGGACCGAUACGCAGCCGGCUACUCUAUGUUGUUCGCAGUUUUAGCGGAAGCAAUUGCUGUUAGUUGGAUCUAUGGAGCAGACAGAUUUUGCGCGGAUAUUAAAGAUAUGAUUGGAUUUUCACCUGGAAUCUAUUGGAGAGUCUGUUGGAAAUUCGUUGCUCCGAUAUUUCUCAUGUUCAUUAUCGUUUACGGUUUAAUGGGUUAUGAACCACUGACUUACGAGGACUACGUCUAUCCUGUCUGGGCAAAUGUAUUAGGCUGGUUAAUUGCGACUUCCUCAAUUGCCAUGAUACCCGGCAUCGCAAUUUACAAGAUCAUCGUCACGCCCGGCAGUUUCAUUCAGAGAUUGAAAAUUCUGACUACUCCAUGGAGGGACACUCAACAAAGAAACGCAGAUUUAUCUUCGGUGGCGAAUGGCGCGGUUCGUCGCAGUUUUAUCGCAGACCAGGACCUAAAUUUAACAAAGGAACAACAGGACUUGACCAAGGAACAAACAGAAGUGAUGAUUCAAUCCAGAGAAGGUGUCAACGGAGAUCCACCUCCGGAACCAGUCUAGGACAGUGCGGUUGUGAUUUUGCACGGUGCCCGGUUCCAAGUAUAUCUUUGCUAAUAUUUCAUCGUUGGAACGUAAUUAUAUGCGAAAUUAUUUCCAUUGAAUCACUGAAGAUCUCGAACGCACUCACUUAGAUUUUACGAUACAAAUUCUUUCGUAAUCAUUCUUUGUUCCCUGAAUAGUGAGGCUUCGAGAUUUGACAUGUUGGACUACUGAAAUUUUUUUGAUAAUAGAAAAAGAGCUUUUCCUAAUACAUCGCCAUUUAUCCAUGAGAAAUUUUCCGGACAGACAUUUCGAUGUCUGUUGUGGCGCGUUAAGCUUCGCCGAGUUUUCGAUCGUUCCAUUUUCCACACUAGUCUUUUAAUGCAACUCUUUUCUCACCAAUAACAAUAAUAUAAUUUGUUGGUAAUAAGUAUAUUUUGGUAUCUGAACAGUUCUAGAGAUUAUCCUGGGAACAUUAUUUGUGAAUUUACACAAAUAUUAAACAAAACAGUUUAAGCGCAGAAAACAUGAUUAAAUAAUAUUCCAAAACUGAUUUUGAACAUUAUAACGAAAUAAUUAAGUGCAUUGAAAGAAUAAUUUUCUUCGACAACUUCUUUCUUUUGAAGUGCAUCGAGAUAUGUAAGUACAUAUGUGUUAUGGACAAACACACGAAUAUUUAAAAAAUUCUUCUUUAUGUUUAUAGGAGCAUCAGAAAGAGAAUAAGAAUCGGAGAGAAUAAGAAAAUUUUUUACUUAUUAUUAGAUUGCAAUCUAUCUUUUUGCUGACUUAUACAAUUUAUCUAAUCAAAAUGUGAGUUUUUUUUAUAUUUUUUAUUGUCUAUAACAUAUAUGUAACUUUUAUCUAAUUUUACCCCAAGUUUUAAAAUAGUACAUUUAUCUUAAUUUUAAAAUAGUACAUCCUAAGGUGUUCGAAAGAAUACAUUCCAAAUGUGAAACAUGGUCCGACCUGUAAAUAUGAUAGGCUUCAUGGAAUUUCCUAUGUAAAUUCAUUAAAUAGAUUAUGGAUAUUAUUCUAGAUUUAGUGAACAUAAGGCUGUAAUUAUCUUGAACAAGGAAAUUUCUUGGAUAACAGCUUUAACGUAUUAAACUUAAUCUCUUAUUGAUUAGAAACGUUUCGAUAAGAAACGUUAACAGAGGAAAGUUACAGGCUUUGCUAGAUGAACGUUAAAUCUAUAAAAAUAGUUAAUAAUAAAAAAGAAAUGAUUAAUAGUUUUCUAAUGGUUAAUAAUUUAUGACUUCCUCAAAUGAAAGAUUUGUUAUUUGUACUACUUUUUCUCGGAGUUUCUUAUUUGUUAACAAAGGAUUGACACAUAUUUUACAUAAACAAUGCGUUAAAGACAUUAUCUGAGAUUUAACUAUUUUCAUUUGAUUAUUUGAAUGCUCUUACAUCGUCUGGGCACUGACCAGACGUAUAUGCUGUGUAGACUAUACGCGAAUUAUAAUCACCGAAUCAGGUGUAAAACUUUACAUUAAAAAGUAGUGAAUUUCAAACGUUAUCGAGAAAACGUGUCACCCAUUGUUAAGAAGCAAUCACGCUUUUAUCUAUACAAUAUAUUUAGUGCAUUCCCAUACUCGUAUAGGUUUGACAAUUAAGCAUGUGAACUGGUUGAUUGUGAUUUUUGUUCUGACUAAUCCUCCAGUCGUAGACAACUUUCAUCUAUCUUUCUAUUAUAUAAAAUUUCUGGACGAAAUUUAUGUUGUGUAAGUUUAUCAUUUAUUAAGGAGACCAACUGUAGUGAAAAAUAGAUCAAAGCAAAGAAAAUAUCGGUGCAUUUGUCGAAAUUUAAGUAGAAAGGGACUAGAGUGCGAUUGUGAGUGACUUUACAAAAAUUUUUGUAACAAUCUCGUAUUUUCUUCUCAAUACUUGUUAUGUAAUGGUUUUUUAAAGUAAUCAAUUGUUUAUGAUUGUUAAUUUCUAAAUAUUAUCGUUACUUCGAUUUUUUAGAGUGAUAUCAUUUCUUAUGAAAUUAUUGUUCCAUUUUUCUUUUCUUUAUUACUAUUAUAAAGAUGAUGAAAAUAUUAUGGUGUAACAAUUAUGGAUGGUACACGUACUUAAUUUUAUAUUUUAUAGACAUAUUUAUUUCUCUGAAAUAGAUCUUUCCCUAAAGUUAUUAUUUCCAAUAAAUACCUAAUAUCAAAACCAAUAUAAAUUUUUGGAAAUAAUAAUUCUUUAAACAAAUUUUCUGCAAUUUUGAUUUUUUUUUGUAUUAAUUUAUAAAAUGAUGAUUAAUUAUCUUUGUAAAAGUGAGAAUCGACGAUAUCAUAAACAAUUGAGUAAAUGUCAAGUAUUUAAAAAGUUAUCGUCGUAUACUUGUUAGAAAAUAUUCUCUAUGUGCAGAUACACAUAUAUGUACCAUAUAGUUUAUAGUUAUUGUUAUUAGAGCCAAUGGUACGUAUGUAUGUAUAAUUAUACGUAUAAUAUAAUAUAUAUAUACAGGAGGAACCGUCAAAGAUAAAAUUUUUAAAUGUUCCGAUUAUCUAUGAGGAUUUGAAGUUAGAACAAAUAGUGUGACAUUAUUUGAUUUCAGAUUCUCGAUAAUCGAGAUAUAUUCUAAUGUUCCGUUUCAGACGAAUCUUCCUGUACAAUUGUAUGUUAUAUUUUAUACAUCGCAUCCGAGUUGUAACCACAGCCAUAGGUAGCAACUCGGGCCUUGUUAAUACAGUGAAUCAAUAAAUAAAUAAAUAUUCACAACUUGA
Frieseomelitta varia is the source of this 5231-nucleotide messenger RNA. RefSeq names its product sodium-dependent dopamine transporter (gene DAT). Lineage: Eukaryota; Metazoa; Arthropoda; Insecta; Hymenoptera; Apidae. Gene Ontology annotation, molecular function: dopamine:sodium symporter activity. The transcript is spliced from 12 exons. Gene Ontology annotation, cellular component: neuron projection; neuronal cell body membrane; presynaptic membrane. The record is from RefSeq and is a predicted model, not a curated record. Gene Ontology annotation, biological process: dopamine uptake involved in synaptic transmission; sodium ion transmembrane transport. Bases 595 to 2535 code for a protein of 646 amino acids.